This is a messenger RNA of Sorghum bicolor (sorghum), 745 nucleotides long. RefSeq lists its product as uncharacterized. The coding region runs from base 51 to 413 and encodes 120 amino acids. The record is from RefSeq and is a predicted model, not a curated record. Lineage: Eukaryota; Viridiplantae; Streptophyta; Magnoliopsida; Poales; Poaceae. The transcript is spliced from 2 exons.
ACUCGCUCACUCAACACUGCCGCUGAAGACAGGGAGAAAGGAGAGAAGGCAUGGCGACCGUCCGCACACUGCCCAUCGCCCUGCUGCUCACGUUGUGGUUCGCCGCCUGCGUCUGCGCCUGCGCGGCCACAGCAAGGAAGCCCACGAACAGGUAUAUUUCGUACGCGCCCGUUCGUGGGCCAAGAGGCGGGAACGACGGGGGGGUCCCUCCGGGUUGUUCGGCUCUAACCAAGUGUGCCGGAAGGCAGCCUCCAAGCCUCCGCGGCCGCCGACCACCGAAGGCUGGCGCCACGACGGCGGCCGCAGCAGUAUCGCAGUCGCAGGGCCUUGCUGCUUUGCAGACGGCUUCGACCAAGGGUGGCGCCAAGGCGUUUGCCGGCGGUGCAAAGGUGGACUACAUAACAAAGCCAUGAUGCAGUGCCAAUUCUCAAGGGACAAGGGCGGCCGUUUGGCUGUCCCAACCGCUCGUAACUGCUGGGACCGGACGCUAGUUCUGAAGCAGAAGAAUAAAGAAAGUGCUAGUAAAGCCUUAAACGACUGGGAGACGUAACCACGUAUAUAUUGUAUUUGCUCAGCCUGUGAGCUACCCUAUAUGUGUGUGUGCCCUUGAACGACUGCUAUAUUUUGUUUCGAGUGAUCCUUGACAAAAGGAAAUUUUAAUUCGCUAUAGAUAUAAUAUAUGAAGGAGCUAUCAUGUAAAAUCCAGAAGAUAUGAUCAAUAAUAAGAGUCUCAAUGACAAAAGCU